This is a messenger RNA of Pestalotiopsis fici W106-1, 843 nucleotides long. RefSeq lists its product as uncharacterized. Gene Ontology annotation, cellular component: membrane. NCBI's taxonomy places the organism in Eukaryota, Fungi, Ascomycota, Sordariomycetes, Amphisphaeriales, Sporocadaceae. The record is from RefSeq and is a predicted model, not a curated record. Bases 1 to 843 code for a protein of 280 amino acids. The transcript is spliced from 2 exons.
AUGGGUCUUGUCCAAUUCGAAGAUGGAAAAGUCCUUUAUUAUCCAUAUACGCCAUCGCGAUCAGCUGGUUUUGCCUUUGUGGCACUGUUUACAAUUAUUACUGUCGCGCAUAUUGGUGGCGUAUUCUACUUUCGAACACGAUACAUGAUCCCGCUAGUAUUGGGUGGUAUAUGUGAACUUUUCGGUUAUUAUGGUCGCGCAUGGGGUGGAGAAAACCCAAACUCGCCAAAGCCUUUUAUGCUUCAGCUCAUGCUCAUCUUGGUCUCUCCCGUAUUCAUCGCCGCAACAAUGUACGUGACACUGGGACGACUCAAGGAAGGAAUCCUCGCGCAGCCCAGGAGGCGAUGUAGCCCGACCACGCUGUUUAUUCUCACCGACAUUAUUGCCUUUUGCACGCAAAUCGGCGGCGGUCUGGUGCAGGUGACUGGAAGCCUAAAGAUUAUGCACAUUGGAGACCGCGUGGUACUCGGUGGUCUCGCUUUCCAGCUCGUGGUCAUGGCUAUUUAUCUGAUCCUCGUGGUGCGCUUCUACCGCCAGGCGAGCCAGACUGCCAUUGUCGACGCUCCGUGGAAGCGUCACGUUAUCGCGCUCGGCGUCUGCGUUGUCAUGGUCUGGGUCCGAAAUCUCGUCAAGGCGAUUGAGUUUGCUCAGGGCUUCUACGGAUUCGUCAGUCAACACGAGGCGAUGCUAUACGUGUUUGAUGCUGCGCUCAUGCUCGGCGUCAUGAUUAUCUUUUUGGUACUGCAUCCGGGUGUGCUGCUUCGCCAAAUCGACCGCAGUCAAGCGUCACAUAAACAUUAUAACAUGGAGCCGCUUCGAGAAGCCUCCGUACCUUAUCAAUAA